AUGUGUUGUUCCUCUUGUUCAUGGCACAAGAGAUAUACUUCAAGAGGUUUCAACAGGGCGGAGUCAAUCACAAAUUAUGCAGGAGCAAUCCUCACAAGUGGCACGGCUUUCUAUGGAGUUAGUGGUUCUGUUAGUGUUUAUAACCCAAAAGUGGACCAAGAACAAACGAGUGACGCAUCUAUGUUUAUUGCAAAUCAAGAUUCAAAUAAUUUUGAUGCAAUCUCAGUGGGAUGGCAUGUGCUCCCUUCUUUAUACCAAGAUAGCGCAACUCAUCUUUAUAUUGCUUGGACGAGUAACAAUUUCGAGAAAGGAUGUAUGAAUACACAAUGUCCUGGCUUUGUUCAAACCGACAAAUUAAUCACUAUUGGUCAAUCACUCAAUCAAAUAUCAACUAUUGAUAAAUUUUCUAUCGACCUUUCCUUGGCUAUCCUACAGAAUUCAAGCACAAAAGAUUGGUGGAUUUAUAUAAAUGAGAAGAAAAUUGGAUACUAUCCUGCAUCUUUAUUCUCCAAUAUGGCAUCAGCUAAUCAAAUAGUGUGGAUAGGAAAAACAACAAAUCCUACUAAUACUGCUACCCUCCCAUGGGAUAUGGAGUAA
Messenger RNA from Vicia villosa (hairy vetch), 597 nucleotides. RefSeq names its product protein neprosin-like. NCBI's taxonomy places the organism in Eukaryota, Viridiplantae, Streptophyta, Magnoliopsida, Fabales, Fabaceae. Bases 1 to 597 code for a protein of 198 amino acids. The transcript has 6 exons. The record is from RefSeq and is a predicted model, not a curated record.